Messenger RNA from Ruditapes philippinarum (Manila clam), 1901 nucleotides. Its product is annotated as actin nucleation-promoting factor WASL-like. The record is from RefSeq and is a predicted model, not a curated record. The coding region runs from base 263 to 1708 and encodes 481 amino acids. The transcript has 9 exons. Lineage: Eukaryota; Metazoa; Mollusca; Bivalvia; Venerida; Veneridae. Gene Ontology annotation, biological process: actin filament organization.
UACAUGUGGUAAGAGUGACGAAAGAAAUAAAUGGGAAAAACAGACUUCCGGUGUCGUCUGCUUUGUUAAAGACUGGAACAAGCGUUCAUUCUUUAUCCGCUUUUAUGACGAAAAGGAAAAAACAUUGGUAUGGGAAGUUGAUAUAAAACAAACUCGAGGCUUGCAAAUUACCACAAAUGACAACAUUCUUACCAUUACAGCUGCUGGUAACAAAAUUGUUUUUCUUGAUAACCAUGAGGGUGACAACUUUAAAAAGGUGUUGAUGGAAAAACUCAAAGUCAGACGAAAUCGUCGGAAUAUAAUUCGUACCAGUGUUGGGACAGGAACAUCUAUUGAAAGUGAAGAUACCGGGCCAACCAAGAAAUCAUCAGACAAAAGCAAGAGAAAACUUACAAAAGAAGAUAUUGGAAAGCCUACAAAUGUAAGACACAAGCAGGUUAUAGGCUGGAAUCCUGAUACUGGAUUACAUUUUAAUGAUUUAGAUCCAGAUAUGAGGUCACUGUUUGAGAAAAUUGGCAUUACAGAUCAUGACCACAUUGACAACGAAACAAUGAAGUUUAUUUAUGACUUUGUGGAAAAUCAUGGCGGAACGGAAGCCUUUGCAAAAGAAAAUAGAGAACAACAGAUGAAAAAGCAAGUACCCCCACCACCCAACAGGGCUGGGCCACCCCCGCCACCACCUUCUAGUUACAUCAACAGGGCUGGGCAACUACCGCCACCACCUCCAAGUAACAUAAACAGGACUGGGCCACCCCCGCCACCACCUCCUAGUAACACAAACAGGGCUGGGCCACCACCGCCACCACCUCCUAGUAACAUCAACAGGGCUGGGCCACCUCCGCCACCACCUCCUAGUAACAUCAACAGGGCUGGGCCACCUCCGCCACCACCUCCUAGUAAAACAAACAGGACUGGUCCACCCCCGCCACCACCUCCUAGUAACAUAAACAGGGCUGGUGCACCCCCGCCACCACUCCCAAGUAAAGCUGUACCUCCCCCUCCACCCAACAGGGCUGGGCAACCCCCGCCUUCAAACCCUAGUAAAGCUGUGUACCCUCCUCCACCCAACAGGGCUGGGUCACUCCCGCCGCCACCCCCUAGUAAAGUUGUACCUCCAUCCAACAGUAACAAAGAUAAGUUUGGGCUUCCUCCACCGCCCUCUAGAAAUACAUUUGAGCUUCCCCCGCCACCUCCUAGUAGAGCUGGGCAUCGUCUGUCAUCCCCUAGUAACACAGAUACAGAAGCUGCUGAUUCCUUACAAGAAACAAAUCAAGGAGCAACAGGUGAAAGUAACCCAAUCAAACAACAAAUAAUGCAGUUACUUCUCCAAAACCCUGCAGAGAUUACCGACUUUCUAUAUAAUAUUAUUGAUAAGCGAGGUGGCGUCGAAUUUAUCAAAGACAGUCUUGCACAACAAAUGAACAAGACUCAUACGGCACAAGAAAAUGAUCAACAACCACCUGAUUUUACCAUGCAAAACGUAUCUGAUAAUAUCAAUGACGAUGUUGAAGCUGCGAGUGAACCAUCAAAUAAAAGUGAAGUACCAGGUAGGAGAAAGACAUCUGAAGAUGUGACCAGACGAAGAAAUGCUGGGGAAGUUCCUGGUGUAACAAGAAAUCUCUCACCAGAUUAUGAAUUAAGCAGUGACACGUUUGAUGAUGACGAUGAUGAGUGGAAUGAUUUAAAUGAUAAAGUUGACCAAGAGUGAAGAUAUAGUUGGACAGUGAAAUACAUGACGUAUUUAUUGCUAAAAUUAAUGUAUUCAUUGUAUAUAGUGUACUUGAUUUACUAGUAUCACGUGGCGUCGCUCACUAUCUUAUGAUUAUAAACUUUCUUUAUUUAAAUACUGAAUUUCUGUUUUUAGUUUGUAAAAUUAUUUCAUUUUAAUCCCACAUUGCUCA